Messenger RNA from Wyeomyia smithii (pitcher-plant mosquito), 2151 nucleotides. RefSeq lists its product as uncharacterized. NCBI's taxonomy places the organism in Eukaryota, Metazoa, Arthropoda, Insecta, Diptera, Culicidae. The record is from RefSeq and is a predicted model, not a curated record. Gene Ontology annotation, cellular component: plasma membrane. The transcript is spliced from 5 exons. Bases 103 to 2073 code for a protein of 656 amino acids. Gene Ontology annotation, molecular function: diacylglycerol O-acyltransferase activity; long-chain-alcohol O-fatty-acyltransferase activity. Gene Ontology annotation, biological process: triglyceride biosynthetic process.
CGAACGGUUCAUUCCGUUAAACAACGCUUUACUAUCAAGUUCAUCUUGUCAAUUUUCAUUCCGGUGUUAUCAAUAGACAAUUAGUUGAGUAACAGCAUUAACAUGAUAACCUCUCAAUUACAACCUGCUACUACCUGGCUGCAGUGGGCCAGAGAACAGGGCUCCUUUUGGGAGAUCGUGUCCCGUCAGGGAAACAUCAGUAUUCCGUUUGGCCCGCGAGCGAUGCAAAAACAGGACGCCGGUGUGGAAAGUGAAGUCGUGUCACUCGAAACGAUGAUCUCUUCAGUACAUCUAGGAAUACUAACCGGAGUUCUACUAAUACUGUUCCUAAGUCACAAGCUAACUCGAAUGAAGGAAGAACUUGCCGGAUCAAAAACCUUCAACUGGAUCAAGUGUCUGAAAUUUUCGGAUGUGCGAAGGUUUUCCUUCGUUUUGAUGAUGUUCUUCGAGUUCGUGCUACUUUCACCUUUGUUCAUUCUUAUUUACUUCGGAUUUAAGUGUUAUCGGUCGAUAGUAGCGUUGAUUCUACGACGGCGUUACGGGACACACUUCAAAGGUCUUUUAGACGGAGCUGAUGUAGUGUGGGCUAUCGAAAGGGACAACUCACGGGGCAUGAUCAAUAUCAUGGCCUAUGUGGAGGAACCUGUCCAAAAACUAGAACAUAAAGAACAUCCGACCAGUGCAGAAUUGCUUCUGGUUUUGAGGAAGCGUAUUUCUGCUAGAUUACUAGGAAGCUAUCAACCACAUCCGAAAAUGUUCUGGAAACGAAACCUAGAACUGGGAUACCACUACUGGAGCGAUCAGUCAGAGUUGACCGUUGAGGACUACAUACGCUAUCUGGAGUAUAUCCCACUGGAUAAGGGCGAACAGUUUAUCGACAGCAACAAACUGCGCAGUUUGUUAAGCAAAAUCAAUAAUCGUGACUUGCCAGGAAAUCACACCUCGUCAUGGGAAAUUCUCGUUGGCAGACAGCCGUUACUAGAUAGUAGACGAAAAAUUCUUAGAUUUCCGAUCAUUUUUCGAGUUCAUCAUUCUCUGGGUGAUGGAGUAGCCUUGCUACGAUUAUUGUUGGAAUCGAUUGUCGAUAAAGAGGUUCCAUCGAGAUGGAAACGACUGUCUAGUUUCAAAGUGAUGAACAUCGAGUACAUUCUCAACGAACAUACACUUCAAUCUAUGCCGAAGAAAAGUGUAAUCAGCAAACUCCUACAGAAAGUUCCUUCCCCGCAGGAAUUGUAUGAGUGGAAACGUAAAAAUUUGCGUCUGCUUUGGACCAUUUUCACGGCACCAGCAUUUUUUCAUGAAGUGUCCCAUCGGGCGGUUGAUGAUAAUUGUAUUCAUACUAGUGAACUAUUGAACCAGAAAGUCGUUAGCUGGAUUCAUGAAGAGGAAACCAGUGAUACGCACUGGAUCGAAGUGAUCAAACGUACCAAACAGAUGGUCCCUGGGGCCAGAUUCUCCGAUGCUUUCUUGACAGCUCUGUCCAGUAGCUUACAGAGGUAUUUUGAGCGAAGCAGCAAGCAAAUGCCAAAAAAUAUCACAGUUGUGCUUCCUAUUAGAAUUGAAAGAGAAUCACCACAACUGAAGCUGCAUAAUCGGUUCUCUGUUGCCCUCCAGACGUUACCAAUUGUUCCUGGUAUCGACUUGGAUGAUCCGAACCGUCUACAGAACCUGCUCAGUCGUUUGACUCAGAUAAAACAACAUUCGGAUAAUCUUCGAUCUUCACCAGACUAUUUGAUCAACUACUGGAUCAUGUCUUCGGUGGCCUGUCUAUUUCCCGAUUCGCUCUUGCGAAAGAUUCUAACUAGCGCGCACAGUACAUUGGCCAUUUCGAAUCUUCCGGGACCGCAGCAAAAGCCUCGAAUCAAUGGACACGAGCUGAAAAAUCUCAGCUUCUGGAUUCCCAACAUCGGACAAACCGCAGUCGGACUGACGCUGUUAACCUACGGGGGCAAGCUGCAGCUGGGCAUACUGGCUGACCGAGCGGUGAUUCGGACCGAGGAGGAAGCACACACCAUUCUGCUGGAAACGAUUAACGAAAUCGAGCGAAUGGCAACCAUGCUGGAGGAUUUGUGAGUGUCGGAUCGAAUGUAAUCAAAAUUGAAGCCUAAAAUAAACUGUUUCAAGGCAUGACUUUCUUAUGGCUUCAACUCA